Suricata suricatta (meerkat) is the source of this 2811-nucleotide messenger RNA. It is a transcript of the gene P2RX7, whose product is annotated as purinergic receptor P2X 7. Gene Ontology annotation, molecular function: ATP binding; purinergic nucleotide receptor activity; extracellularly ATP-gated monoatomic cation channel activity. The coding region runs from base 46 to 1896 and encodes 616 amino acids. The transcript is spliced from 14 exons. The record is from RefSeq and is a predicted model, not a curated record. Gene Ontology annotation, cellular component: plasma membrane; nuclear inner membrane. Gene Ontology annotation, biological process: response to ATP; monoatomic cation transmembrane transport. Lineage: Eukaryota; Metazoa; Chordata; Mammalia; Carnivora; Herpestidae.
CAGAAGUCCAGUGAUCUUUGUUCAGAUUCUCUACUGAAAUGCAAAAUGUGCACAACACAAACAGAAUGGCUGAGCCCUGGUCCAGACCUUGCGGACCGUGAGCCUCUGACCAUGCCAGCCUGCUGCAGCUGUAAUGAUGUUUUCCAGUAUGAGACAAACAAAGUCACCCGGAUCCAGAGCAUGAAUUAUGGCACCAUUAAGUGGAUCUUCCACAUGAUUGUCUUUUCCUACGUUAGCUUUGCUCUGGUGAGUGACAAGCGGUACCAGCGGAAGGAGCCCCUCAUCAGUUCCGUGCACACCAAAGUGAAAGGGAUAGCAGAGGUGAAAGAGGAGAUUCUGGAGACCGGGAUGAAGAAGGUGAUGUCCAGUGUCUUUGACACCGCGGAUUACACCUUCCCCUUGCAGGUGAACUCCUUCUUCGUGAUGACAAACUUUCUCAAGACAGAAGGCCAACAGCAGGGGUUAUGUCCCGAGUUUCCCACCCGUAGGACGCUCUGUUCCUCUGACUUGGGCUGUAAAAAGGGACGGGUGAACCCACAGAGCAACGGGAUCCAGACCGGAAGGUGUGUAGAGUAUAAAGAGCCACUGAAGACCUGUGAAGUCUCUGCUUGGUGUCCCAUCGAGGCAGUGAAAGAGCCCCCCCGGCCUGCACUCUUGAACAGUGCCGAAAACUUCACAGUGCUCAUCAAAAAUAACAUCGACUUCCCUGGCCACAACUACACCAUGAGAAACAUCUUACCGGGUGUAAACAUCACUUGUACCUAUCACAAGACUCAGAAUCCACAGUGUCCCAUCUUCCGACUAGGAGAUAUCUUCCGAGAAACGGGAGAUAAUUUUUCAGAUGUGGCAAUUCAGGGAGGAAUCAUGGGCAUUGAGAUCUACUGGGACUGCAACUUGGACAGCUGGUCCCAUCGCUGCCGUCCAAAGUACAGCUUCCGUCGCCUUGAUGACAAGACCACGAAUGAGUCCUUGUACCCUGGCUACAACUUCAGAUAUGCCAAGUACUAUAAGGAAAACAACAUUGAAAAACGGACUCUGAUAAAAGUCUUUGGGAUCCGUUUUGACAUCCUGGUUUUUGGCACCGGAGGGAAAUUUGACAUUAUCCAGCUGAUUGUGUACAUUGGCUCAACCCUGUCCUACUUUGGUUUGGCCACUCUGUUCAUUGACUUUCUCAUCAAUGCUUACUCAAGUAAAUGCUGCCGAUCCCACAUUUAUCCAUAUUUCAAGUGCUCUGAAUGCUGUGCAGUCAAUGAAUACUACUACAGGAAGAAGUGUGAGACCAUCGUGGAGCCAAAGCCGACAUUAAAAUAUGUGUCCUUUGUGGAUGAAUCCCACAUUAGAAUGGUGGACCAGAGGCUACGUGGGAGAAGUCUGCAAUAUGUCAAAGGUGAAAAAGUCCCAAAACCCUCAAUGGACUUCACAGACUUGGCCAGGCUGCGCCCAUCUCUCCGUGACCCAUCCCCUAUUCCUGGACAACCGGAGGAGAUGCAGCUGUUACGUGAAGACGUGUCUCCUAGAUCCGGCGACAGCCCCACAUGGUGCCAGUGUGGACACUGUCGCCCGUCCCAACUCCCUGAGAGCCACAGGUGCCUGGAGGAGCUGUGCUGUCGGAAAAAGGCUGGUGCCUGCAUCACCACCUCAGAGCCUUUCAGGAAGCUCAUCUUGUCCCGGCGCGUCCUGCAGUUCCUCCUGCUCUACCAGGAGCCGUUGCUGGAGCUGGACGAAAACGCCAACAGCCGGCUGCGGCACUGCGCCUACAGGUGCUACACCACCUGGCGCUUCGGCUCCCAGGACCUCGCCAACUUUGCCAUCCUGCCCAGCUGCUGCCGCUGGAGCAUCCGGAGAGAGUUUCCCAAGAGUGAAGGCCAGUACAGUGGCUUCAAGAGUCCUUACUGAAGGCACGGGGAUGAGCAGUCAUGUGAACAUGACCUUUGCACCCUGCGCUUGACCUGCAAAGAUCUGUGGCCAAAUUUUCAACCAAAGGGAAAUGUGUUUUCUUCUCCUGCAGCUCUAUGUGUGUCAGAGAGCAGAUGGAACAAACAGGCAUGUCAGCCGGAACCCCUCAGCAUGGGCCCUGAGUCAAGAGAUCCAGAUUGACAUCUCAAUUCUGUCCCUCGGAAGCUGAGUGAUCCCAGGCCUUUAACUUCUGUACCUCAGUGGCCUUAUUACUCAACCUAUCUCACACAGAGAGAUACUGGGAGGACCAACUGGGAGAGUGUACAUGAACUUUCUUGUUCAUGCAUGAAGAGCCUUAUAAGGCCAGAGAAGGAUAAUCCACAACUAUGAACAAACCCUUUGGGGGCUGGAUGGAGAAUGCGCAUGAUUAAAAGUGGCCACAAAUUCUGUGGCCCUGGUCCCUCAGAACCUGAGGGCUAUGUCUCCUCCCCUGGCAUCUGGGCAGCUCUGAUCACUUUAUCCAAUACUAGAAGUGACACUGUGCUAGUUUGGGGAUCUUGGUCUUGAGGCUGACAGCUUCCACCUCCUGCCCCCUGAGGUGUCUGCUGUGAAGGAAGCUAGCCCCGGUACUAAAGUCAUUCCUGAGACCACCCUGUCCCGGGGAAGCUCAAGAAGCCACUUGGAGAACAGAGAUGUCCAACCAGUCCCCAGCUUUCUGGCUUCCAAACCCGGUCACUAGACAUGGGAGCAAAGCCUUCAGGUGACUCCACACCCAGCUCACACACUACUGCAACUGCAUGAGACGCCUCCCAGGGAACCCACAGAACAAAAUUGUUGCUCUUGUUGUUUCAAAGUUUAUUUAUUUAUUUUGAAAGAGAGAGAGAGCAAGCACGUGCAAGUGGGGGACAGGAAGAG